Molecule: messenger RNA, 1493 nt
Organism: Papilio machaon (common yellow swallowtail)
Lineage: Eukaryota; Metazoa; Arthropoda; Insecta; Lepidoptera; Papilionidae
Exons: 4
Coding region: 121-1257 (378 amino acids)
Biological process (GO): signal transduction
Molecular function (GO): protein binding
Source: RefSeq, a predicted model, not a curated record
UGUCAUAUUUUCAUAAACAGUUUCCUUAUAAAAUGAUUUUUAUAUCUACCUAUGUUAUUAACUGUGAUAUUCGCUUAUUAAAUUUAUAAGAAUCAUCUGUAAAAUAUUAUAAUUAUAAUUAUGGAGUAUUUAAAAGAUUACGAUAAUGCAGACACAAUCAGUAUCGAUACAUUAGCGCUUGAGGAAGCCGUACAAAAUGAGCGAGAAAGAGAAAUAUUAGAAUUAAGUUCACUUAGUAAAAAAGUAUGUUUUCUACACACAAGCAUACUAUACUACAGGAAUGCAAAAUCAAAGCUGGGAGCUACUUGCCACGAAGCCUGGAGGACGUUAAUAAAGAAAAUAGGGGGUACUCCAAACACUUGGAGGGAACUUGGUUAUUCAUUGGGUAUAUCGCAAGAUGAUUUAGAUUACAUCAUGAGUACAGUAAGAGAAGACCCCGCUGAUACAGUUCUUAAAGUGUUUAUGCAAAAUGAGAAUGCAACAUUAGACAAAAUUCUUGAUGCCUUAGUUAAAAUGAAACGAUUUGAUAUUCUGAAAUCUAUAGAUGAUCCAUUCAGUAUUUUAUCACAGAGUUUUUGUAAAGAGGACAGUGGCUACCAUAGUGGUAGCAAAACAAGUGGUACAAGAGAGAUAAUAAGUUUUACGAAGAACCUUACAAAUGACUUACCGCCAGCUUUAAAUAAAUCAAUGGUUAUCAAGGAAUCUAAGAGACCUGAUAAGCCAACACUUAGACCACCAAUCAAGACUGUUGAUACAAAAAUAGAAAAAGAUCAUCCUAUCUUAUUUUUAACAUUUACGGAAGAUGGAUGGGCAACAGCAGUUAAUAUAAAACAAUAUGUAGAAAAUUGGACAGAUGUACCUGCAGUAAGUGUGAUUACACUCAAUGAGAGAAGGGAUGAAGUUUAUCAGAAUCCAGAGAAAUUUAUAAGAGAAUAUUUUGAAAAGGCUGACUUAAUAGUACCUAUAAUAACUACGGGAUAUUUAAAUGAAAUAAGAUCCCACACACCAAGAGUACAGAACACAAUUGAUAAUUUGGAUUUUAAAUAUGCCAGCUUUAUAUAUAAAUUGAUAAUCAACCAUUAUAUACAUGCAUCUGGGUGUCUCAAUGAAAAAGUCAGAAGUGUAUUGCCUCAAAAUGCAGAAGUCAAUGUUCUUACAGAUAUAAGAAUGUAUCCGGACCUAACUCCUUGGACAUACGAAGAAAACUUUGAUGAGACUUUCAAAGUUUUUUUAAAUAAAGAAUAUUUAACUUUUUAAACAAUAACUUCACAUUGCAAUAUAGUAAAAUAUAACUAUAGAACUGGGAUUUGACUGCAAUGUCAAUUGUAUUGAUUGAUUGAACUAAGUUCGGAUUUACCAGUCAUCUCUGAUUGCACUCUCGGAGAUAGCAGGAUAGCAAGGUUCGCCAUUGACGGAUUACGUCACGUAGGACAUUAUCAUCAUCAAUAGUAUUGAUAUACAAUUGGACUUGGACAAAAAAGUGUCCAAGAGAC